GGUUUGCCUUGAUAAUUCUAACCCACUGUUAUUUCGAGACUAGGUUGUUGGAAGAGACAACAUGAGGUUGCUGCUGAUCACAACUUUGCUGCAGAUCUUACAAACAAGUAGGAGCACAGCCUUAGCAGAUCUAAGGCAGAAGGUACUGGAUGGAAGGCUUAACCAGACUGUACGAUUUCCUCUAAAUCACAACAUCAGUGAAUCAGGUCAAGUCUUUAAUUUGGAGUGGCGAUUCAUUCAGGACAAGAUAUCAAGUUCAAUCCUCACAUUUUCGCCCGACUCCCUGCACCUAUACAUCUCAGAGGCUUUCAAAAACCGAGUGAACUUCUCCAUGACCAAUGCAGAAUUAUUUCUUAAAGACAUACAAAUUACGGAUGAAGGGACUUAUGAACUUGAAGUUACAACUACAGAUGGGAGAUCGGCUAAACGUUCAGUUUUUCUAACUGUAAAUGUCGCUGUGUCCAUUCCGCAAGUUGAAGUGAUUCCCAAAGCUCCACAGACUGGCGAUAAUGUGACUCUGCAAUGCUCUGCUCAGACGGGGAAUCUCAUCCAGUACAGCUGGUACCGAUGUGAUCUGCCUCUGUCAAAUGGAAUGAACUAUCAUCUGUCAGAGGACAACAGGUCCUUGACGCUCCAAAAUGUGCAGGAAUCUGACGUUGGCACGUACAGGUGCAAGGCAGAAAACCGUAUCAGCUCCAAACACGUAGACUUUGUGAUCCAGCUCUGUUUACCAUCAAAAGAAAACACAGUUGCUUUUGGGCACCUUGGAUAUGGUGGUUAUCCAGGAUAUGUUGGGUACAUAAUUCUCGUUGUCUUAUGCUACAAGAGGAAAAAACAAGCAAUGAAAUUGUCAAAGGCAAAUGAAACAAUUUAUGAAAACAGCCAUAUAAGCAAACAGUUGGCUCUUUCCAGCGUGCACGAGACCAAGAUUUUGCGCAACUUCCCACAGAAUAAACGAGGUGUCUAAUAAUGCACAGCUUUCUGCAACCACAUUUUCCCAGAUCAUACUAUUACAGCCUUUCUGUGUGGAGAUGUACUACUGCUCUGCUUUAUUUGCUGGACAGUGACUAACACAUAUCAGUCAUUAUUAAGAAACUCAAGGUUUGUUUGUUUCAGCUCCAGACUCUGUAAGCAUGUUGCUCACUAGUUUGUUUUCAACAGGAACCAGAGAAGUUUCCAGUCAAACACAUGGCUUUGCCCAAAAAACCAGGAACUUUAGAUCUGUAAAUCUGACAAAAACAGAAUUCUGAAAACAGCGGGUCUGGUAGCACCAGAACCAUUGUUCAUGCUGUUACAAAUAACAUUCCCUUUUUUAGAACUUAUUCUACAAAUAAAACAGCAGCAAUAAAUCAAUCACCAACAAG
This is a messenger RNA of Pristis pectinata (smalltooth sawfish), 1364 nucleotides long. RefSeq names its product hepatocyte cell adhesion molecule-like. The record is from RefSeq and is a predicted model, not a curated record. The transcript is spliced from 5 exons. Bases 62 to 967 code for a protein of 301 amino acids. NCBI's taxonomy places the organism in Eukaryota, Metazoa, Chordata, Chondrichthyes, Rhinopristiformes, Pristidae.